Aphanomyces astaci is the source of this 664-nucleotide messenger RNA. RefSeq lists its product as hypothetical. Gene Ontology annotation, biological process: peptidyl-L-cysteine S-palmitoylation; protein targeting to membrane. The transcript has 3 exons. Gene Ontology annotation, molecular function: protein-cysteine S-palmitoyltransferase activity. The record is from RefSeq and is a predicted model, not a curated record. The coding region runs from base 1 to 603 and encodes 200 amino acids. Lineage: Eukaryota; Oomycota; Saprolegniomycetes; Saprolegniales; Verrucalvaceae. Gene Ontology annotation, cellular component: endoplasmic reticulum; Golgi apparatus.
AUGACAACGGACGCUCCGAAGGCCGACGAAGCGGCGGCGUUCCUCGAUGCCAACAAGAAUGAGAGAGUGUGCUGGGUCGAGCCGGCCUUUCACCGCGGCACUUCGCUCGUCGUGCGCACCAGACAGACUGUAUGGGGGUUUGGUCCACGGUGGUGCACCGUGGGUCCGCAUUGGCCGCUCAUGGUCGGGACAUUUGUCAUCUUCGCGGGCUUUGCUAUCUUUACCAUGUCUGUCGUCCUGACGAAUCCAGACGCGUCGUGGACAGAAGCCAUGGGGGGGUUCGUCGUCAUCUCGAGUUCGUUGGUCUCGUAUGCAUUGGUCGCAUGCACGGACCCUGGUGUCGUGCCGUACACUCCGACGCUGCAACUCCCCACCGACGGCUACUGCGACUACUGCGCUUCCUUCCGCCCCACUGGAGCCACGCACUGUUCCGAAUGCCAAGUGUGCAUCUUGGAAUACGACCACCAUUGCCCGUGGACUGGCAAGUGCAUUGGCAAGUACAAUUUGCGGUACUUUUACCUGUGGCUCAUCACGCUCGUGCUGUCGUUCGUGUUUGAAAUGAUCCAACUCACCAAGUAUUUACUCCCGCCUCCAAAACGUUAACACAAAGCCUCAACGCAUGGUUGUGUUCAUAUUCAUGCAACAAUAUACACUAGGCUUUUCA